AUGCAUUCGCUGCCGCUUAUCCUGAUCGCCAUCUGGACGGACUUCCUGUUCAUCACCAAUGGUCAGGAGAAUGAGGGCUACAAUCGCGUCAUCAGCUACUCACUGAGGAACUCAAUUGCGCAUCAAAUGCCCAAAGAAGCCAAAUUUUUCGACGACUUCGAAUGUGCCACAGUUGUGGCCACGUCGCGUCAGGAGCAGGAUCUUCUCCUCCUGGACGCUCUGACACGAAAACACCCCACAAAUUACAAUUCCUACGAGUCCGCCAAUAUUAUGGACAUGUUGGGAAGAAUGAUCCCGCAAACAUGUAAAUACAAGGGGAAGAAAUUCGAGUGCGGCCUGUCCAUAUCAUGCGUUUUGGGUGGUGGAAAACCCAUGGAUUUGUGCUCAGGUGGAAUGAUAUGGUCAUGCUGCAUCGACGAAGAUCUCCAUCCAGCCACAAAUCCCGAGCACGGAGCCAUUCACAACGCCAGUUGCGGGGAACUCUACAUGCGAUCCAAUCGGAUUGUCGGGGGUCACUCGACUGGAUUUGGCUCCCAUCCCUGGCAGGCGGCCUUGAUCAAGUCGGGCUUUCUCACGCGCAAGCUCAGCUGCGGCGGCGCUUUGGUGUCAAAUCGAUGGGUCGUCACGGCGGCUCACUGUGUCGCCACAACGCCCAAUGCCAAUCUCAAGGUGCGUCUGGGUGAGUGGGACGUGCGUGAUCAAGAUGAGCGUCUCAAUCACGAAGAGUACAGCAUUGAGCGUAAGGAAGUGCAUCCCAACUACUCUCCGGCGGACUUCAGGAACGACUUGGCGCUCGUGAAGCUCGACCGGCCGGUGGUGUUUAAGCAGCACAUCCUGCCCGUCUGCUUGCCCGGCAAGGGGGUCAAGCUCACCGGCAGGAUGGCCACUGUGGCGGGCUGGGGACGCACCAGACACGGCCAGAGCACAGUUCCAUCGGUCCUGCAGGAGGUGGACGUGGAGGUCAUACCAAAUGAGCGAUGCCAAAGAUGGUUUCGAGCUGCCGGACGACGGGAGACAAUCCACGAUGUCUUCCUCUGCGCGGGAUACAAAGAAGGCGGCAGAGACUCGUGUCAAGGUGACAGCGGUGGACCGCUGACGCUGAGUCUGGAGGGUCGCAAGACACUCAUCGGCCUUGUAUCGUGGGGAAUUGGCUGUGGGCGCGAGCACCUGCCCGGCGUCUACACCAACAUACAGAAAUUUGUGCCGUGGAUUGAGAAAGUCAUGGGAAAGGACUACAAAAUGUGAUGAUUUCCAAACUCUCGCGAGGACCUUGCUCUCGUAAACAAAUUUCAACCUCGAAUUUGUUCACACUUCGCUCGACCACAAUGUGCGUGUGCAUCUUUCAAAAUCCAACCCUCUCGCUGAAGGAGAACAAGCGCAAUACUGGAGAGUUUGUAAAUAAAUGUAUUCUAGGCUAAAUGGUUUUAAGAAUUUAUACUGUAAGUUGUAGGGUUUGUUUUUGAGUAAUUAA
This is a messenger RNA of Phlebotomus argentipes, 1471 nucleotides long. Its product is annotated as serine proteinase stubble. Gene Ontology annotation, molecular function: serine-type endopeptidase activity. The coding region runs from base 1 to 1245 and encodes 414 amino acids. The transcript is spliced from 6 exons. Gene Ontology annotation, biological process: proteolysis. The record is from RefSeq and is a predicted model, not a curated record. NCBI's taxonomy places the organism in Eukaryota, Metazoa, Arthropoda, Insecta, Diptera, Psychodidae.